Messenger RNA from Diprion similis, 1014 nucleotides. Its product is annotated as prostamide/prostaglandin F synthase-like. Lineage: Eukaryota; Metazoa; Arthropoda; Insecta; Hymenoptera; Diprionidae. The transcript is spliced from 4 exons. The record is from RefSeq and is a predicted model, not a curated record. Bases 167 to 739 code for a protein of 190 amino acids.
UUAUAAAUACACUCGGGUAAAUUACACACUUUAUACUCACAUUAGACGUUGAGUAGAGAGGCUUCAGAGGUGGUGGGGUUCCGAGACUGUAGUUAAUGGGAUGUAUCGUCAGUUUGACGCGUAGUCAUCGUGACGGAACCUUGUCAACAGGAGCGAAUUUUCAACAAUGGUGGACCUCACAAAGAUAUCCCAAAAUCAAAUAAAAAACGUUACGACUGGCGAGGUUGUUUCGAUGGAAAGUCUUUGGAAGGACCAGACAGUAGUGAUUGUCUUCUUCAGACGCUGGGGAUGCAUGCUAUGCAGAGUGUGGGCAAAGGAGGUGUCUGCAAUUGCAGAUCUCCUCAAGGAGCACAAUGUGAAAUUGAUUGGCGUUGGGGUGGAGGAUUUUGAUAGCAAAGAGUUCGUGGAAGGAAAAUUUUUCAAAGGAGAACUCUACGUGGAUAUUGAUAAGAAGACCUAUGCCGGUCUUGGAUUUAAGCGCUACAAUUACUUCUCUAUAAUUGCCUCGCUGUUUACCGGGGAAUCAAGAGCUGCUAUUAAUAAAGGCAAGGAAUUGAAAGUUUCGGGAAAUUAUAAAGGAGAUGGAUUACAGAACGGCGGUGCCCUAGUUGUCAAAGAAGGGGGCGAGCUGAUUUACUCCUUCAAGCAAGAUGGCCCUGGACAGCACGUCAAAAAUUCCAAGUUUCUCGAAGUCCUCGGAAUUCCAAUUCCAGACAAUAUUGACGAAAAGACUGGCUGAUCUACGGCUAUACGUUCACACAAAUAAUUUAUCGGUCAUUUCAUGUCCAACUGUAUCGCACACUAAAUUGUUAACUUUGAUGCUUUCAAAUUCUGUGUAACUUUAUGAAAAAAAGGGAAGGAUAUUGUAGUUUAGUGGGACAAUACAGUUUUUUAUGCAAUGAUCACCAGUAAUAAUGAUAUUUAUAAGAAAAGAAUUUAUAAUUAAUAUGGUGUUAUGAAAGAAAUGAAAUUCUAUAACCGUUUUAAACUUAUACGCACAAUAUUGUAUUUUAA